CCAGAACCUGGAAGUGGACCGCCAUGGAGUCCAGCAUCUUUUUCCUCCUGUGUUUUAUUGGGCUCAGCUGCGAGAACAGGCAGAAGAUCUUUAAAGGCACGGACUGCACCCCUCACUCUCAGCCCUGGCAGGUGGCGCUGUUUGAAGGCACACAGCUGCGCUGUGGGGGCGUCCUCAUUGACCGCAGGUGGAUUCUCACGGCUGCUCACUGCAGCGCUAGCAGGUACUGGCUCAGCCUGGGAGAACACAGCCUCAGCCAGCUGGACUGGACCGAACAGAUCCGUCACAGUGGCCUCUCCGUGACCCACCCUGGCUACCAGGCAGCCCUGCAGAACCAUGACAAUGACCUCCGGCUUCUGCAAAUGGGCCUCCCUGUCCACCUGACCCGCAGCAUCCAGCCCCUGCCCCUGCCCGCGACCUGUGCAGUGCCUGGCACCAAGUGCCACAUCUCGGGCUGGGGCACCACCAGCCACCCAGGGAACCAGUUGUCAGACCGACUCCAAUGCCUUAACCUCUCUAUCGUCUCUGAUGCCACCUGCCGGGCAGCGUUCCCCGGGAGAAUCACGGACAACAUGGUGUGUGCUGGCGGCAUCGCGGGGGAGGAUGCCUGCCAGGGUGACUCUGGGGGUCCCCUGGUAUGCGGAGGAGUCCUUCAGGGUCUGGUGUCCUGGGGAACCGUGGAGCCUUGUGGGCAAGAAGGCAUCCCAGGGGUCUACACCAACAUCUGCAAAUACGUGGACUGGAUCCGGAUGGUCAUGAGGAACAACUGACCUGCUGUCUCCACCUUCAUGCCUCAGCUUGGGGGCCACGUGGACCCUCAGAGCGCCAAUACCUCUUCCAUCAUCACCCCCAGCUCCCACUCUUCUUGGACUGGGUAUCUUCUUCCCGGAACUCCAACUCCAGCCAGCCCUUCUAAGACCCAUGGUUGGGGGAGGAGGGAGCAUGCGACUAUCUGGAAGAAAUAUACCUGGAGGAGGGGCUCUGUCUGUCUGUUUGAUCGAUCGCCCUGCUGGUUGAGAUUGGAGGGAGGGUUACCCAGCAGUUACCCUACCCACAGGUGUAGAAAUAGAGAUCAGAGAGGGUGAGGGGUUUCCCUCAGGGGCCACCCAGGAAUGGACCAAAGAAAGUUACUUAUAACUGUAAAAAAAUUAAGGCCAUUUUUCUCCAUCUGCCGCAACAGGGACACUGCCUAGAGCUUAUAAGCUGAAAUGGGGGAGGGCUGUGUGUGGACAGGAUUGUUGGCUCCAAAAUACCAAAUGAAAACCGCAAAAGCAAAAUCCACUACCAUCUAGUUAAGUGUCUAUAAAACGUAACAUUCUUCCACCGAGCCAAUUGCAACUUGGCCCAGCUGGAGUGGAGCACGUAUUAUAUUUAACGUGGGGUGCGGGUUUGUUUUAAUACAUCUGCAAUGACGGAGGGUGGGGUGCAGCCUCCGAAAGCAAGAGGACCCAGCCCAGGUCUUAAAAUCGUUCCGCCCACCUCUCAGGUUCUGUCUUCACAGCCUCUCCAGGAGCUGGCAAGAGAAUUUCUUCUCCCCAACGAACGGAAGGGAAAUUUGAGGUGGGAGAGGGUGAG
Messenger RNA from Kogia breviceps (pygmy sperm whale), 1575 nucleotides. Its product is annotated as kallikrein-12-like. Gene Ontology annotation, cellular component: secretory granule. Gene Ontology annotation, biological process: proteolysis. The record is from RefSeq and is a predicted model, not a curated record. Gene Ontology annotation, molecular function: serine-type endopeptidase activity. NCBI's taxonomy places the organism in Eukaryota, Metazoa, Chordata, Mammalia, Artiodactyla, Physeteridae.